UGUGUUUCACCAUGUUAGGCCUACGCUGCAAUAUUAAGUUUUGUGAAACAAUAACUUUCAACAUGGAAUAGUUUUAUUUCAUAGGCUUCAUUAUGUUAGGUUCUAGUUCAGUGUCGUUCGCUAUAGCUCUAUCGACUCUCACUUUUAUUUCGUCGGAAAUCGUUGAAGGAUCUCGCCCAGUCCUUCAAAGAACAAUUGAAUCUCUGUUCUCCGAACGCUCCGAGACAGUCUACCCCGACGCUUGCAAAUGGUUGCGCUCGUCCCCUCGGCAGACCAAGAUCUGCAACCGUGACCCUGGCCUGGAGGAAACUAUCGACGUCGCGAAGAACCAAGCCAUCUCUUCUUGCGAGGACGCCUUUAGAUACGACAAGUGGAACUGCUCAUUAGUGUUCAACAACAAACCCAAAAGGAACAUCUUCAAUAAAAUCUACAGGGAAACCGCAUUUGUUUUUGCGUUGACAGCCGCCUCUCUAUCGCACGCGGUCGCUAAAGGAUGCGCCUCGGGAUCGCUCGUCAAAUGUUCAUGUUUGAACAACUUCGGAAAGAACACCGUCAAGGAAUGGAAGACAGCAGGCUGCGGAGACGACUUCAGGUAUGGGAAGCGGAUCACACGGAACUUUCUAGACUUCAAGCAUGCCGGGAACGACCAAAUAGCGGAUACUUUGAAGCAGAAUGUGUUGGUGGGCGUGGAGGCAGUUGGGGAGCAGCUGAGAGAAGUGUGCAAGUGUCAUGGGUUCUCCGGUUCUUGCACGACCAAGACCUGUUGGAAGCGACUGCCGCCAUUCAGCUCUGCCAUGGGCCUGCUGAAGAAGCAAUACCACCACGCGGUGAAGAAAAAGAUAGUAAACUAUACGACGAAGAGAGCUAUUACGCCGAAGGUCAGGAAGAGAAUAAGAAAGGAUAGGAAGAGCUUAGUGUACUUACAGAAGACGCCAAAUCUCUGUGUGAGUACAGUAGGCAGGCCGUGUAGAGACAGACAGAACUGCGCCACCCUGUGUUGUGGCCGAGGCUACAAUAAGUACCAGAGAGCUGUGGACUCUCGGUGUAAUUGUAAAAUGCUAAAUUGCUGUUUUGUUAAAUGUGACACGUGUAGAGAGAACGUGGAUUUUUAUGUGUGUAAGUAAAAUGUUAUGCUGCUAGGCUGCUACCUCACUUGACUAUUCGUAUGUGAGUAUUUGCCUAAACUUCUAUUGCCUAUAUUUGCCAAAAAGGCCACUUAUAGGCAAAUACGGCAAUAAGUUUGGCGAAUAUACUGACCACACAUGGAAGUUUGGUAAAUACGCAAAUCUUAAUUGCCAAGUGAGGCAGCAGCAUUAAUAAGUGUGUCGUAAAGGUAUGUUCAUAGACUAAUGUGUAUUAGUCUAUGGUAUGUUGGAUGCAGGCUGUGAUAUUAGACAUGUUAUGUUAAGAUAAGAUGUAAACUUGAAGUAAACCGACUAGUGAGUAUUCCCUAUCUAGGUGCAUAGAUGUGGCUGAAAUAAUACAUGAACGGUCCGUUGAGGUAGAGGUCUAUAUUUAUCUGCCUAUGCCUACCCAUCUCCCAUCUGGGAGAUAAGUAGAUUCAAUAAAAUGUGGUGAGUUGUAAUGGCUGUUGGAAUUGGAUUGAUGUGUAU
Messenger RNA from Plutella xylostella (diamondback moth), 1613 nucleotides. It is a transcript of the gene Wnt4, whose product is annotated as Wnt oncogene analog 4. Lineage: Eukaryota; Metazoa; Arthropoda; Insecta; Lepidoptera; Plutellidae. The record is from RefSeq and is a predicted model, not a curated record. Gene Ontology annotation, molecular function: cytokine activity; frizzled binding. Gene Ontology annotation, cellular component: extracellular region. Gene Ontology annotation, biological process: canonical Wnt signaling pathway; cell fate commitment; neuron differentiation.